Messenger RNA from Neurospora crassa OR74A, 2195 nucleotides. RefSeq lists its product as hypothetical. The record is from RefSeq and is a predicted model, not a curated record. Lineage: Eukaryota; Fungi; Ascomycota; Sordariomycetes; Sordariales; Sordariaceae. Bases 621 to 1910 code for a protein of 429 amino acids. The transcript has a single exon.
GAGAUGGACCCCGUCAUCUUCAUCAUCCCGCAACAGGGCAUCGAAGCGUAGCAGAAUCCCGUGAACCCACCGGUGGGACUUUUGUUCAUCCUCUGAGGCUGUUACCUAGUUAUAUCCCCGAUCUCCGUUCUCUCUUCCAUCCUGUCUUCUUUCCGCUGUUCUUUCUUUUCUUUUACUUUUCUUUUCAAGUUCCGACUUUGCAUCUUCACCCUUUCACCUGCUUGCCCAUCGAGCAGAAGCGCUGCACCCCAUCUGCAGCAACAGAACCUUCGUCCAAGCUCAUACACCCACCAAGAACCCCUUGCCAUCCGCAGUGCUUGCAGUGAGUGCAUAGAGAUAGAUCGAGCUAGAUACAUCUUCCUGCCCAUCUGCAAGACAAGCAUCCAAGCCACGCUCCACUGUACGCAUACUCAUCGACGUGUGUUGAGCAAACCAUCGCAUGUGAUCAUUCACUUUGUUCGCCUGCCAAGACUAGUCGCUAUAAAGUCAACUAGUUGCAACCCUUGCUGAGAGUCCAACUUCUCUUGGAGAGUGCUACAAGCAAAGCUUUGGACCCCCGCAUCAAACACUUAUUACAACCUUGCCUUCACAAUCUCAUUACCACAACAACAAUACCUACCAUGGCCAUCGCAGCAAUGGCUCCUCCUAGUAUCGCCUCUCCGGAUAUUGAGAGCCUCGUGAGGCCUGUCCUCUCCGCCCUGCCAGGAGCGUCUGCGUCGACCGAGCCAGCUACAACAGUACUGCCCCUUCUUUCGCCCAUUCUUAGACAGCGAGUACAGCUUCUUUCCGGCGCCAGCUCAGAUCCAUGGAUCCGUCUUCUUACCUAUGACACUUCGAAGGUCUCCAGACUCACCGAGAUCGCCCAAAGCGGUAGCCUGGAUCCCCAUCCGGUAUCGGGAGAAGUGGAGAUAGAUUGGGAUUACGACGUCCACAUCAAGUACAGGAGACCUGACCCCGAGACACUUCAGACCCUCGUGGUGUUGGGAGAGUUCGACCUGUUCAUUCGUCUUGUGUACUGCGUCAACGACAAAGACGGUGGCGGCGACGGAUGGCGUGUGGGCGAGGUCGGUGUAGCCAGCAAUCCAUCUCCCCUCGAAUCCUUCCAGGGUCAUGCUACACUCGAUGAAGCAGAGAAGGCGUUCAAGGCCCAACAAAUCUCUGUGCCAGAAACCAAACCAGUUGCCCAAGUAUCCGUCCAAGCUGAACCGGUUGAAGAGGAUGACGACGAUGAUUACUGGGGCCGAUACGAUGCCACGCCUUCCCAAACUCCCGGUCAAGGCCGCUCUCCUGCGCCGCCGUCCUUGGGCGCCGGCCUCAACACUCAAAAACCCCAUCCCUUUGAGCGUAGUCCGUCCGCCGAAGAUGCGUACUUCGCCCAAUACGAAUCCGUACAGCCAGCCAUGGACCCCCAUGAUCCAGACGAGGAGGCCUUCCAGGGCGGAGCUGUGGGGGGUGGUGCACCGCUUAAUGGUCUCCCCCUUCGCAGGUCUCCGUCGCCAAGACAACAGGCAUAUGAGCCGCCUGUCAUCAAGUCCGCACCAGCGCCGCCGCCAUUGGGCCUAAACGGAGACGGCAACGGCGGUUACGUUCCAUCCCGAUCACCCUCUGAUAAGUCCGGUUCUGACUCAAGUGGCCGGCGCAUGUCCCAGGCGGACGAGGAGAGGAUGGAAAGCCUUGCUCAUCCGCGCCCAGCCAGUAGCGCCAGCUCAAACGGAUCCCGCAUGGUGGCCAAGCUCGAAGAAACGGCGGAAGCGCAAGAUCGAGUCGAGUUUGGAGUUAAGCAGCACGUCUCAAGGACGAUUCGAAGUCUAUUCCAGCUGUCACGCGGCGCUGGCAUCAGUCGUGAAGAGUUCGAGCGGAUGGUCAGGAACGAGCUUGAUGUUCUUGCGAUGGUGGAGGACGACGUUUGAAUGACCAGGGAAGGAAGGGAAAUUGAUUCAAAGGGGGUGUCGGUGUUCACUGUUUAUAUUCCUCAUUCUGUUCGGGAUACUGCAUCAUCGGGUCGUUUUUGGCGUCAAGUAGUACUGGUGGGGGAAGUCCGGUGAGGGCGUCCAGUUCGCCUCGUGAUUAUUGUUAGUUGUUCGGACUUCGAGCAACGGCGUCCACGGAAUUAUUUUACAAUAGCGUUACAGAAUAUCGGUCAAAGUACGAUAAUGAACAUAGCACAUACACGAGCAAAGUAGAGAAAGAUGCCC